Messenger RNA from Suillus paluster, 4075 nucleotides. RefSeq lists its product as uncharacterized. The transcript has 4 exons. The record is from RefSeq and is a predicted model, not a curated record. The coding region runs from base 147 to 3692 and encodes 1181 amino acids. Lineage: Eukaryota; Fungi; Basidiomycota; Agaricomycetes; Boletales; Suillaceae.
UUCAGUUUGCUGCUCGCCAUCAUCAACCUCGACGUUUGCCAAUAUUCCGACGUCUUAAGUCGUACGGUCAUUCCUUUCAUUAUAAGCUCACAGUCCACCCGACAAAUUACGCUCUUUCAUCGAAACCACCAGUUUUCAGCGUCAUUAUGGACCCAAAUUUCGACGUCUCUGCUAAAGUUCAAGAAUCCAAUUUGGCAGCUAAACAGAGGUUCGAAUCAUUCAAGAUGGGCGGCGGUGCUCCAGCCAAUAGUUUAAACAAUUACCUCCCAAAGCAUUCACACGGACGAUCUCGCUCUCGCAACAGUUCAAUUACUUCUCUUUCAGCUCUAUCUAUUUCUGCCUCGGCACCUUCAUUUCCCUCUUCAAUUGAAUUCAAUAGCAAUGCACCUUCAAACGCACCCCCUUCAAAGCGUCCACAUUCACAUCACAGUCGUCGUUCUUCUGUUUCCACCCGCCGCGAGUCGGCGGAACUUAUGGGCGCAUCCCUUCCUGACCUUCCCGCAGCUCACCCAGAUGACAAUAUAAAUCUUGGCGACAGGGACUCUAUUCGUCGCAGGGCCCUCUGGGCUCUUGAGGGAAAGCCUGACCUCGCUUUCGCAAAGGUCGAAAUUCCUGAUAUCACGUCCCCUGAUAUGACAAAGUCUUUUGAGUUCCCAACAAAGCCGUCUUUCCCUCCUGGUACUGGUAUCAGUGGGCAUGGCAUUAGUAACCUCCUGAGCAAGCGUGAUUCAUUCGGAAAAAUGUUCCCUUCCACUUCUACCUCCAAAGAUCAACUUCAGACUUUAGUUGAGGAGGAGGAAGAGGAAGAUGAUGAAUCCCAACAAAGUCCUGCUCAAGUUACCGAAAUUGCCGAGGAACUCACAGAAGCUCCCACUAUUGCACUCGCUAAUCCAGUCUCCACAGCAGUGACAAAGUCUGCUUCACGACACCGUCCUGCCAGCCUCAAUCUUAGGCCUCUUUCUCUUGUUUCUGGAUCUGUUGUCACUUGCACUCCCGGAAAUCUCCCCACGCCCACUCUUACGCCCAAUCCUCGGCCCAACGGUCUGAGAUCUCUCGCCUUGACGUCCGCCUCCGACACAUUCUCGGCUACGAACGCCAAUGUCACGAAAAACAGCCAUCCCGUCACUGUCAUGCCUUCUUCCAACGGUUCCUUCAGUCUCGCUUCACGAAGCUCUUCAUCUAUUUCAUCCGAAAGCUCCGACUUCAGUAGAAAACGCAGCAGCAUUUCCUACAAGCGCUCUGUUGACUCCAUCCCUCGCGGCAUGGGCUUUUUGCCCUCACCUGAUGCGACUCCUACCGACCGUCGUUUUUCGGAAUUUAACGAUGUCGAAAGCGUCCCAGAACAGCCCCUAACCGCAGCCGAGCAACAUUUUUUAUUUAGAUCGCACAACGUGCUCUUGGCUCGCAUCAUGGAUCUCGAGCGUACGCUACGGUCCCGAUCAAUGUCCCGAUCGCGUCCCCUUUCCAUGGCUUCGGACGUUUCUGCGGCGUCUUCCGAGCCAAGCGACGAGAUGCUGCAGCUAAUUUCGGAUUUGAAGGCUGAGCGUGACGAACUGAAGAGAGAUGUGGAUGGGUGGCGCAUGCGUAUUGCUGACGCAGACAAACAAGCCACCGUCCUGACAAGGCGGGUUGAGGCUGAGAGAAGAGAAGCCUGGGUUGCUCGCUCGCGACUUGGCCUGUUGGAAGUCGAGAAGUGUGGCUUGGAAAAGGCCCUUGGUAGCAAGAGCGCUGAGCUUGAGCAAUCAGUAAGCCAGAGCAAGCAGUUGACGAAGGAACGCGAUAGCAUGAGGGAGGAGUUGCACAGGUUGCGUGCUCGUCUUCGAGAUGCUGACAGUGCAGUUGAUGAGUGCAUCCGUCUCCGUGCCGCACUCGAACAAGAGCGUACCAGACGCGCGGACCUGGAGAAACUUCUCGACGAUGCUGGACUACUUAAUACGCCCACCAUUCCGCUUUCCGUUGACGGCCAGGUAAAGAAUUCAUUGCCUAGUCGGUCUUAUGGCACCCGUCCUCGUGGAUUUGGCUUUCAGUCCAUCGACUCUGACGCCUCUUCAACCGAUGUAGAGUCUGUCGACAACAGCUUUACCAAGGCUGAACUGACUCUUGAUGCUGUCACAGAGGAGGACGAGGACACCUGUGACUUUUCUGAUGAGGACGAGCUUGCUAGUUAUGAAGACGCAGAAGACUCCGAUAUCAGCUUCCAGAGCCCAGACGGUUCAUCCAUCGGUUCCGAGGACGACCUCGACAUCAACCCAGUCACAGUCCUGAACGAAGCUACAAACCGACUCAACUCGUUGUCCAAACCUGUUGCGCCGACGUCUUCGCAUGCUCCACGCGCUUCACUUUCCAAGACGUGGACAUUCCCUAGGGGUCAGCCUGUCACUAUAGUCAAGCAUGAUGUUGACGAGAUUGACCGGUUCUUCGGAUGCCUCGAUGACAUUGAAAACUCUCCCCCGCUUGAUUCUGAGGAGAUGGGCAAAGCAAUGUUCACGUCGACGUUUGGUCCUGCGUACGAUGACGAGGACGAGCUGCCACCUUUUGUUAUCCCUUCAGACGUUGGCACUGUCGUCUUCGAACUUCCGACAUCGAGGAGCCUUGACGUUGUGCCGGAAGAAGACGAAGAAGAUGAAGGCGAAGCUGAUGACGAGAAUGAGAAUGAACUCCUUGGUGAGGAAGUCGAGGGCGGGAUCCGGUUUACAUUCAAUGCUCCGCCUACUAUCUGCAUCAGCCCUCCGCCAACCAUCUGCCUCAGCCCUCCACCUAUCAUCUGCAUCACACCUCCGACUGAAUCUGAGCCGGCACCUGCUCGCGUUGUCGCGAGAGAACGUGUUGCUGUCCUUGAGCCUUUUGACGACGAGGAAGAUGAUUGUAUUUCUCUCUUCACUUUCCCCCAGUCCAAAGUCCAGGAGCCGAUCACUCCGCCGUCCUCUUCACCGCUGACUUCGGAAAGUAGCAGCCGUCCAUCGAGCAGAACAACUAACUCGCCAUCGGCAAUUCCUCGUGCAACUUCCCUGCGGUCGUUUGCACCGCUCACACCACCCUCUUUAGCCACGCCGCCAAGAGUUGCGUCUGGUCGCUUCAUUGCGCCAGAAAACUAUCCAGCAACAUCAUUUAUUACCCCUCCCUCACGGCGCGGUGGGACUACCCCGUCCUUUAUUCCCCAACCUUUCUCGCCGUCGCCAUCCAAGACUUCCAACCCUACGAAAUCACGCGUUCCUGUUCCGGUGUUGCGUUCCAAGGGUGCCACAAAUGCCAACGAUGCGACUCCCAGAUUCUACGGUACCUCUGAGAAGAUAACGGAUCCCUCCGACACCUGUGAAUACUAUGAACAAGAACAAGCCCCAACUUCAUCUUUAUCGUCAAUUAUGUCUUCACCGCUUGCGGUACGAUUUUCAUUCCAAGCAUUAUCAAACUUUGUUCCCCUCUCGUGGACGCCGGGUGCGGCUGCAGUUGCGUCGCGCAGUACUCCCAGCACCCCAGUUAGCUCGAGUGAUGAUGCUGCAGAGGCAGCAUCGUUAUUCACUGGUGCUUGUCCUGGUGUACGACGCUCGGCUGAAAGGAGAUUUGUUUCGAGGGAGCAGCAGUUGGAGAAGUUGAGGAAUCGACUAGGCAAUAACCAUAAUGGCAUUGGCAUAGGACGCUGUCUUGCGGUUGAUCCCUGCGGUGCUUGCAAGGGUGCCGAUAUUUUCUUGUGAAGAAUCCUGCCAGUACGUUCCUGACUCACAUAUGAUAGCUGAGUCUGUAAGCCCAUUGCCUGUCCUAGUCGUAUGCCCUUUCCUUUUCUAUGUUCCCCCUCUAUCUCCAAAUGACGUGUCACAUACUCUCACCUCACCUCCCCUCACCUUUCUUUGUCGUGUUGUGACUGCCUGUGAGGGGAAAGUCAUGUUAUCAUGUUUCAAUACUGUUGUUUUUGUAUUAUAUUAUUAAGUGCCCUCUAAGAACACUCUGAGGACACUCUUUCGUUCAUGCUCAUAAUUUUAUUGUCAUGUCUAUGCAUUUCUUGGGUCCCUUCGAGUGCUGGAAUACCUGAACACAUGAUUUGUGAGACUUGUGCGAGACUGGAGUCGGUAGGUCCCGG